Molecule: messenger RNA, 2902 nt
Organism: Herpailurus yagouaroundi (jaguarundi)
Lineage: Eukaryota; Metazoa; Chordata; Mammalia; Carnivora; Felidae
Gene: KANK3
Product: KN motif and ankyrin repeat domains 3
Exons: 12
Coding region: 234-2657 (807 amino acids)
Biological process (GO): negative regulation of actin filament polymerization
Cellular component (GO): cytoskeleton; cytoplasm
Molecular function (GO): protein binding
Source: RefSeq, a predicted model, not a curated record
GGCCUUGAUAAUCCGUCCCCGAGCUCCGAGGGGGCGGGUUCGGGUGCGGGCGCGGCGGGGGCUGCUGCUUCAGAAUCUGACCAGAUGAAUUUUUAAUGAGCCCAUGAAGGGCUUCCAACUCUCGCCUUCCCCUUCUGAAGGUUCACAGCACAUCCUUUUGAGCAUCAUUUCCAAUUUUGCCUGGGGGACUGACGAAACUCAGCAGGGUGUGUCUGACAGCUACUCCAGAAAACAUGGCCAAGUUUGCCCUGAAUCAGAACCUGCCUGACCUGGGCGGCCCUCGCCUGGGCCCCGGCCCCACCGCGGGCGCCCGCAGCCCGAGCUCGCCCUACUCAGUGGAGACACCCUAUGGCUUCCACCUCGACCUGGACUUCCUCAAGUACGUGGAGGAGCUGGAGCGCGGCUCCGCCACCCGCCGCGCCCCGGGCCCGCUGCCUGCGCGCCGCCCCAGAGCACCCCGGGCUGGCCUCGCAGGCGCGCGCAGCCCAGGCGCCUGGACGUCCAGCGAGUCCCUGGCUAGUGACGAUGGGGGAGCAUCGGGCGCGCUCUCCCCGGGCGCACCCUCGGGGCUCCUGCUGCAGCCGCUGUCGCCGCGCGUGCCCGUGCGGAACCCGCGCGUCGAGCGCACGCUUCUGGAAACGAGCCGGCGGCUGGAGCUCGCGCAGGCGCACGAGGGCGCGCCCAGCCCCGCCCGCGCCGUCCCGCGCAGCCCGCGUGGGUCGGGCCGCAGCAGCCCCGCCUCCAACCCCGCCCUCGCUUCUCCCGGUCCCGCGCAACUGCAGCUGGUGCGCGAGCAGAUGGCCGCGGCUCUGCGGCGCCUGCGCGAGCUCGAGGAACAGGCGCGCGCGCUGCCGGAGCUGCAGGAGCAGGUGCGCGCGCUGCGCGCCGAGAAGGCUCGGCUGCUGGCUGGGCGCGGGCAGCCGGAGCCCGACGGGGAGGCCGCGGCGCGCCCCGACAAGCUAGCUCAGCUGCGGCGGCUCACCGAACGCUUGGCCACCUCCGAGCGCGGUGUUCGCGCCAAGGCUAGCCCCUGGGCCGAUGGCCCCGACGGGCCGGCUUCCAGGCGCAGUGAGGGCACGCUCGAGGUCCCCGAUGCGGUGGCCGGGACGCCCGACGGGGCGCCGCAGACGCAGGAGGCUGGCGCCCAGGCCGUGCCGGAGACCCAGGACGCUAGGGCCCAGGCAGUGCCGGAGACCCGGGAGGCCGGCGUGGAGGCGGCUCCCGAGACCCUCGAGGCAGACGCGUGGGUGACCGAGGCGCUGCUGGGGUUGCCCGCCGCCGCCGAGCGCGAGCUGGAGCUGCUGCGAGCCAGCCUGGAGCACCAGCGCGGGGUGAGCGAGCUCCUGCGCUCCCGGCUGCGCGAGCUGGAGGAGGCCCGCGAGGCUGCCGAGGAGGAAGAGGCGGCAGCGGCAGCCCGGCCCCAGCCGCGCGAUGCAGCCACCCAGACCCCGUGGGGUUGUGCCGCGAAGGCCACACAGACCGAGAGCCCCGCGGAGGCUCCUCCCCUGACCCAGGAGAACCCGUCAGGACCUGCGGAUGGGGACAGAGUCGCGGCCCCCGCGGGCACCCUCAAAUCCAUCAUGAAGAGGAGAGAUGCCACUACACCUGGCGCCCAACCCAGCCCCGGACCCAAGAGCCUGCAGUUUGUUGGGGUCCUCAACGGAGAGUAUGAGAGCUCUUCCAGCGAGGACGACGACAGCGACAGCGACAGCGAGGACGGUGCUGCCGAUCCUCCAAAGAGCAGUUCCUCCGGCUCCGGGGACGACAGCGGCAGGGAAGUCCCGGACCCCGAGCCCGAGCCGGAGGCAGAACCUCAGCCGGGUGCGCAGGGGAGGUGCGAGCUGAGCCCGCGUUUGAGGGAGGCGUGCGCAGCGCUGCACCGGCAGCUGAGCCGGCCGCGCGGAAUCGCCCGCGACGGCGGCGCGGCGCGCCUAGUGGCCCAGGAGUGGUUUCGGGUGUCGAGCCAGCGGCGCUCUCAGGCGGAGCCCGUGGCUGGGGUGCUGGGCGCCGUGGCGCGCCUGGGACCCGAGCUGCUGGCCCACGUGGUGAACCUGGCGGAUGGCAACGGGAACACAGCCCUGCACUACAGCGUGUCCCAUGGGAACCUGGCCAUCUCGAACUUGCUGCUGGACACCGGGGUCUGCGAGGUCGACCGCCAGAAUCGGGCAGGCUACUCAGCCCUCAUGCUGGCCGCGCUCACCUCUGUGGGGCGAGAAGAGGACACGGCUGUGGUUCAGAGGCUCUUCCGCAUGGGCGACGUUAACGCCAAGGCCAGCCAGACAGGACAGACAGCCCUUAUGCUGGCUAUCAGCCACGGCCGCCAGGACAUGGUGGCGGCCCUGCUGGCCUGUGGGGCAGACGUGAACGCACAGGAUGCAGACGGGGCCACAGCACUGAUGUGCGCCAGUGAGUACGGGCGCCUGGACACCGUCCGCUUGCUGUUGGCCCAGCCGGGCUGCGACCCGGCCCUCCUGGACAACGAGGGCACCAGUGCCCUGGCCAUUGCCCUGGAGGCCGAGCAGGAGGAGGUAGCUGCCCUGCUGCAUGCCCACCUGAGCUCUGGGCAGCUGGACUCCCCGUCACCCCUUGACGCCCCCGCGGCUGUGCCUGGUGAAGGAGAAUGCAGUGACCACAGAGAAGACCCUCAGCCACAGUGAACGGCCUGGCACCCUGGACCUGGACUGGGUGCAGGGGGGGAUCUUUCCUUUCUUCACCCCAGCCCGUGGGGGCACAGCAGGGGCCAGGGUUUGCUAUCCAGAUGCUAGCCCUGGGCCAAAAGAAAGGCUUGGAUGGUCAGUGUUCCGGAGGGGCUCACCCUGGACCAGCAGGAUGAGACGGGCUGAAUGAAAAGUGACAAGGCCCCCGAGUCCACCCACUCACAGAAUAAAACAUUACUAACUCA